GUAAAACCUCUUCCAUCUCUCACAUCACCUUCUCCCGUAAAGAUCUUAGGUAAGCUAUUAUAUUUAUAACUAUUACUAUUAUAACUAUUGGUACUAAUCUGUCCAUAUAACCUCAUUCUUCUAUUUCUUUUUCAAAACCCAGAUGCUCUGACCUUGCCCUGUUUUUCUUCACUGAUAUACUCUGUUUUUCUCCUGUCCAGACAAUCUCGCAAAAGAGGCUCUCUGGUUUUCUUUACUCUGCAGUUAUCUGGGUUUUUAUAUUAAUGCUAUAUACUACUGUUACUAUUAUUACUACUAUUAUUCUUGUGUUCUUAAUGUUCAAGAUUCAUGUCUCCUGUUCUUAGCGAAAUCCUCCGUUCCGGAUUUAUAAUCAGUUCCUCACUCAGAAGAAGGACCCAUCUUGUUCAAUCUUUUUCAGUCGUCUUCCUCUACUGGUUUUAUGUCUUCUCAUAAACAAUUCUAGACCCAACCCAAGAACCCAAACUAAGCUUUUUCUUGAAAGAUAAUUAAAAAAAUAGGUUUGAACUUUGAAUCUAGUUCUAUUGUAAAUAACUAAAUAAAAUUAAAGAAGAAGAAGAAAAAUGGAUUCUUCAAGUGGGAAUUCAACGGGAAGCAUACAGAUGAACCGGAUCUCAGGGUGUGAAGGCGGGGACUUGGAGGAGAUGAUGAAAGAAAGGAAGAGGAAGAGAAUGGAGUCGAACAGAGAAUCAGCGAAGAGGUCGAGGAUGAGGAAGCAGAAGCAUAUGGAUGAUCUGAUAGCGCAGGCCAGGCAGCUGAGGAACGAAAACACCCACUUCCUUAAAAACAUCAAUCUCGCCACACAACAUUACCUUAACGUGGAGGCAGAGAAUUCUGUUCUUAGAGCUGAGGUGAUGGAGCUUGACCACAGACUUUCAUCUUUGACCAGAAUGCUCAGCCUGAGCAGCAGCUAUGGCGGAAUCUUUGACUUCCCGUCUGCUGAGAUUAUUCAUGAAUCUGGGCUUGAUGGUUUCAUGACUAAUCAUUUGUGGACGUGUCUGUUGAAUCAGCCCAUCAUGGCCUCUCUUGAUGCGAUGUUACAGUACUGAAUAUUGAUUGAAAUGGUCGAUCACCAUCACGGACGGAGUAUGAUUUGACUUUCCAGGGGAAGUGUUGUUUGUAAGUCUUCUUCAAAAAAAAGGAAUAAGUGUUUUUUUUUGUAAGUCUUCUUGAAAUGUUGUUGAAAUGUCAUAAAAGGAAUAAUGGAUUGUUAUAUGUUUGUCGGCAUAAAUCUCUGCCUUCUAACUUUUGUAAUAUUCAAAAAGUUUUAAAGGCUUCUAGCUGUGUGUUUGACAUGCC
Cuscuta europaea is the source of this 1317-nucleotide messenger RNA. The record is from the annotation of a GenBank genome assembly. NCBI's taxonomy places the organism in Eukaryota, Viridiplantae, Streptophyta, Magnoliopsida, Solanales, Convolvulaceae.